Messenger RNA from Alternaria burnsii, 5160 nucleotides. Its product is annotated as serine-type peptidase. The coding region runs from base 1 to 5160 and encodes 1719 amino acids. The record is from RefSeq and is a predicted model, not a curated record. The transcript has 12 exons. Lineage: Eukaryota; Fungi; Ascomycota; Dothideomycetes; Pleosporales; Pleosporaceae.
AUGAUGCAUCCAACCAACGCUUUUUCGGAGUGCUUACGUCGUCAGCUUAUCAGGAUGAGCGAAGCGAAGUCUGAGUCUUCUAGUGAUUCCAGGCGCAUCAUGAUGCUGUCUUUCGCACUGAGCUUUUGCUUUGUUCAGCUGCCAAUAUUUGGCCAUGCCGUACCUCAAUCAUUCUCUACCCAUCUUCCCAAGCGUCAGGAUGUGCCAUCAUCUGAACUACCAUGUUUGAGUAUCAUCUCUGCAGCAGCGCAAGGUGUUUAUAUCUUUGCAGCAUCUGAUGUCUACGAUUGUAUCAGCAGGGUACCUUUUCGUGCAGACGUUGCCUCUCGUUUUAUCGACUACUACAACGACACGUUGCAGUUCCAAAGCACGCUACGAUACUUGAACGACCCUCCAGACGGGUAUCAACAACCAUCAGUCGACGUACAACAAGAGCUCGAGAACAUCCGGGCAGACAUCGUCUCAGGCAAAUACAAGACCCAAUAUGCUUUCGAGGAGCAAGUACAGGUACUCAUUAGCCGCAUCCACGAUAAUCACGUCACAUUAGAUGCAGGUAUUCUAGCAGCUUUUAAAUUCGCCAGUCCUUACACACUCUUGUCCCUCUCGGAGAACGGCUCAGAAGAGCCAAAGAUUUACCUGAAGGAGGAUCUACUCGCGGCUGCCAAAGAAGGUUACGAAGCCUCCCCAGUCACAAAGAUCAACGGCAUCGAAGUUAUCGAAUAUUUGACGUCGCUAAUAGCACCUAAUUCGGAGGGUUACGUUGAGCCGCACGCUGAUUGGAACUCUCUCUUGAGUAGUCCUGCCAAGGAUAUACAAGGAUACCUCAGCAUCUUCCAGCGUCUGCCGCUAUACCCAGGAGAUGAACUGAACUUUACCUUUGAGAACAAUACAUCUCUAGAUACCAUUUGGCUUGCCUUAUACGCAGAAAACGCACGUACUGGCCCUUUGACUACGCCUGGAGAUUUCUACAACUACUUUGUGCUUGGGCUAAUACCUGCUGGUUUCGAUCCCAAUGACGCUUCUUCACCUCCAUGGUGGCCUGCGGAUUACAACAUACCUUUUGAAGAGUACGAAGCUCCAUCAAACCCUGAGCCAGGCUUUGACUGCUCAACCUCUGCAGGUCCGGCGGUAAAUUGGUGCAGUGUUACCAAUGGCAACAUUGGAGCAUAUCCCAAUGAUCCAGUAGUAGUGCAGAACAACAUGUCGAUCACUGGGGCUGGUGCCAUCUCGGGAUAUAUCUUUGAUGACAUAUCUACCGGAGUCCUCAGCAUACCAAGCUUCUAUCAGGACGGCCUUAGUGUGUCUUACUUCUUCGAUGCUAUCGACGAAUUCAUUGGAAAUGCGACCGCUAAAGAGAUCAAACGCGUGGUUAUAGACCUCCAGCAGAACACUGGUGGGCUGGUCUUGCUUGCUAUGACAACCUUUCAACAAAUUUUUCCUGAACUGCCCCUCUAUACAGGAAGCCGCAUCAGAAGCCAUCGGUGGGCAGACAUUCUUGGUACAGCAUAUACAGAUUGGUGGCAAUCCUUAGAUCCUGAUUCUUUCGAGUCUCAAGAUUCCGCAGCAUCAGAAUGGAUUGCUGUGAAUCGCAUCAAUGCCGCUACAGGGCGCAACUUUGCGUCGUGGUCAGAGUACUUUGGGCCUGUUUUGGAUCGCAAUGAUGCGUUUUCUCAAAAGCAACUCUACAACCUCAGCGAUAGAAUUUUUGUUUAUGACAUGUUCGGAUGGACUUACCAACCUUGGGUGAACUCGAGUUUUGUUGUUGCAAACCCUGGCUGGAACCCCGAUGAGAUUGUCUUGCUUACUGACGGACUAUGCUCUUCUGCAUGCGCAUUGUUUGUGGAACUCAUGACGGAGCUCGCAGGCGUACGAACGAUAUCGUUUGGAGGUCGCCCCCAGCACGGACCGAUGCAGACAGCGAGUGGCAACCGCGGAGCUGCUGCCUACACUUCAAAUCGCAUCGAUUACGACAUCGACAACCUGAAGACUCUGAUCGGUGAUGAAGCCGCCUUCAACAGUAUUCCGUCCCGUAACGACACUGGCAUAUUCACGAAUUACGCAUUGUUCAACCUCCGCGAUCAAAUGCGCCCCGAGGAUUUGACGCCACUACAAUUUCGCUACGAAGCAUCCGAUUGUCGGUUGUAUUACACUCCCAAGAAUGUUUACAACAUGAGCCAAUUGUGGAGAGACGCCGCCACUGCCACUUGGGAUGAUACGACACUUUGCGUGCCUGACUCCACAAACUAUUCCAAACGCACAAGAACACAACGCAAACCCCCACCGAAACUCAGCAGUCAAGCAUCCGUUCACUACACAGUCUCAGGUAUCCAACUGGCAGACCCCUUGGAAGUCUCGUUCAAUACAAGUGUAGGGCUGAUGGACAAUAAAACACCGCCCAAUCUCAACAAAUAUCAGAAGUGCGACAGCAAUAUCAACUGCCCAGCCAGUUUGAUCUGUGCGCCAGCGGUGGCGUCCUGUAACACGGAGGGAGACACUAAAAUAUGGCUAUGUCUCCAAAGGUGCAAUACCUUACAAGGACUCGCUGGUGACUGCAAACCUCAACAACUAGCCCAGUCUACUGCGCAGCAGCCUAUAAUGAAACGAUCACCUCAGCCACAGCGUUAUGGCCCUCGUCUUGCAGGUUCGGCUCCAGCGAAACCUGCUGGUCAAUUAUCGAGCUUCAGCUUUCCGCCGAAAUCCUCAUCCACGACGGUUGGUCAAGGCGUGUAUAAUGGGUACAUUCAGCCUGGUAUAGUCAAGGCAAGUAGCUACUAUCCAAACUCCGCUUGUAGUAUCGUCUAUUCACUACUACUUGCAAUGCCCCAGGGCUUUGGUGAGCUGAUGAACUGCUUCAACAUGGUUCGUCGACCAAACCCUCGCGCUCAACUUGCAGCUUCUAUUGCAACCCCAAACGGUACUAACACACCAUCCACUGCGAAUACACGCAUGCCAAAUCAAGCUGAAACGUGGUUCUCGAGCUUUGCACUCUUCGUGUACGACCCGACCGCCAGCAUCAGGGAUAACUUCGACCGACUAUCGUCACAGCGCAAGUGGGGCGAGAAGCUUCGAAGAAAGCAUUGGACAAACUGUCAGGCAGCUUCAGCAGCCCUAGAUCACGAUGAUACGGAUAACGAUGUCCAUACCCAAACCCCAAGUCAGGCUGGUGCAUGGUUCCAGAAGUUCCCUCUUUUCGUGUACAAUCCGACGGCUGGAAUCAGGAGCAAUUUCGAGCGCCUAGCGGCGCAGCGUAAGUGGGCCGGAAAGACUGUGAGAAAGCGUUGGGCCGAGUGUCAGGCGGAAGAGUUCGACUAUGCAUAUGGAACAGAUACGACGAAGCUAGAAACCUGGCAGAAUCUCUGUCGCGAGGUACACGUUAGCGAUCCACCAGGCAGUAUCACCCAGUGCAAGAGGGUGCUUGGUAGCCGGAAUGUCUUAGUCAACUUGGUUAAUCUUAUCGAUCAUCGUAACAUCGGUGUUGAGGUCAUCCGCUUUAAGAACUAUUACAAGUUCCGGGAAUAUACAUCGCCGGACAACAUUUUUCCUCGGGGGAGGGCGAAACAGGACGAAGGUGGCGUUUCCAUCGUACCUGAAGCCGUGACAAUUGCUUCUGAUUCCUCAAGCGAUUGCAGCACUCCUCCCCCAAGCGACAACGGUUCUUCCGAUCAAGGCCAUGACUAUUUCGCGCAGGAAGAAUUUCACGGAUUUUUCCCGAGCCCUGAAGACGAUCUGAUAGCCAAACUGAGUAAGCUCUCUAUUCAUCAAGGUUGGUCUAAGAGCGAGGAGAAGCGACGUCGCGCCGAAGUCGUUGAGUUUGAGGUAUUACGACACUACGGCCCCGACAAGUCGAGCCUGGCAAAGUGGCAGGAACUGUGUCGGGACGUCAAGAUCGAUCCGAUUCCACAGUCUAUCACACAGUGCAAGAAAGCUCUCUCACGCGUCUAUGUCAACAUCUUCAACAUCCUUGACCACCGGAACGAUCCAGAGCGCUAUCCGGUCAUUACCUUCAAGAACUACAAGCUCUUCCGCGCAUACACCCUUAAGGGUCGUAUCUUCCCUUUGGAUCAAGCGAAGGAGGAAGGGUUUGUCAAGGCUCUUCUUCGCCCACUCUUCAUGAACAAGAACAAAGUCGCUGAUCUGAGCAAGGUUGGUGUGAUGUCUCUGUCGAUGCAUGUGAAGUCAGAACUAGUGGGCGAGAUGCCCGGUGGCCUUGCCCAGGCUACAAUGCAGCAGGAAAAUGAGCGUAUGAAGCUGAAAGAUGGCCGUACCCUAUCCUACGCUGUUUACGGCAGCCCGGUACCCCAAAAAACAAUAGUCUUUAUGCAUGGCUGCCAAUCGUCGCGCUACGAAGGCAAGCUCUGGCACUCGGCUUGCGCCCUACACAACGUCCGAAUCAUCGCUCCCGACCGUCCUGGCAGCGGCCUAUCGACCUUCCAAGCCAACCGUCGUAUCCUCGACUGGCCUGCCGAUGUGCUUGCCCUGGCCGACCACCUCAAGAUCCACAACUUCUACGUACUUGGUGUAUCUGGAGGCGCACCUUACGUACUGGCCUGCGUGAAGGAGAUAUCGAAGGACCGCUUGAUGAGCGCUAGCAUAGUCAGCGGCUUGUAUCCAGUCAAGUUGGGGACAGCAGGCAUGACGUUUCCUUCGCGCAUUGUCCUAUGGGCAGCGCCAUGGAUGACUGGUCUGGUCACCACCUUGUUCGAUAGUACCAUGGGCAAGGCGAGUCGCAACGACGAUCCGAAAGUCCUAGAGGAAAUGAUUGCCAAAGAGAUCCAAUGUCGACAUCCCGGCGACCAAGAAGCCAUCAAAGACAAAACUAACUGGCCCAUCUACGUAGCCAUGACCAGGGAAUCGUUUUAUCGAGGGAGUGAAGGCGUAAGCUGGGAGGCAAAAUUGAACGGCAGCGACUGGGGCUUCGAGCUUGGACAGCUGUACGUUGGUGACAAUGGGAUCCCUCUUACGCUGUGGCAUGGUCGGGAGGACCAGAAUUGCCCUGCUGCAAUGGCCCAGAAGGCCAAGGACCUGUUGCCAGGCACCUCGCUACGCUUGAAGGAUGGUGAAGGUCCGAUGAGUUAUAUAUUUCAGAACGCCGAUGACAUAUUGGAGGCUCUGAUGGGUGAGAAUGAGAGUGAGGAAUACAUGGUGGUAGACGCCGCGUAA